GUCUCAUCAUUCUCUUUUUUUGCAUUUUCUUCCUCCACACGCAACCUCUGAAAAACCCUAAAUUUUAAAAACAAAUGGAUUCCACGGAGCUAAAUCGUGUGUUCCAAAUGUUUGACAAGGAUGGAGACGGUAGGAUCACUACAAAGGAGCUGAACGAGUCAUUAAAGAACCUCGGUAUCAUAAUCCCCGAAAACGAGCUAACGCAAAUCAUCCAAAAGAUUGAUGUUAAUGGUGACGGUUGCGUUGACAUUGAAGAGUUUGGAGAGCUUUACAAGACGAUAAUGGUUGAAGAUGAGGACGAGGUAGGAGAAGAAGAUAUGAAGGAAGCGUUCAAUGUAUUUGAUCGGAACGGAGAUGGGUUUAUAACGGUGGAUGAAUUGAAAGCAGUUUUAUCUUCCUUGGGACUCAAGCAAGGUAUGAGCUUGGAGGAAUGUAGGAAGAUGAUAAUACAAGUGGAUGUUGAUGGUGAUGGUAGGGUUGAUUACAAGGAGUUUAGACAAAUGAUGAAAAAGGGUCGGUUUUUUAGCUCUUUGAGCUGAUAAUAACUUUUUUUUUCUCUU
This is a messenger RNA of Arabidopsis arenosa, 560 nucleotides long. The record is from the annotation of a GenBank genome assembly. Lineage: Eukaryota; Viridiplantae; Streptophyta; Magnoliopsida; Brassicales; Brassicaceae.